This is a messenger RNA of Magallana angulata, 3736 nucleotides long. RefSeq names its product ribosomal protein S6 kinase delta-1-like. NCBI's taxonomy places the organism in Eukaryota, Metazoa, Mollusca, Bivalvia, Ostreida, Ostreidae. The transcript is spliced from 15 exons. The record is from RefSeq and is a predicted model, not a curated record. Gene Ontology annotation, biological process: protein phosphorylation. Gene Ontology annotation, molecular function: phosphatidylinositol binding; ATP binding; protein kinase activity. Bases 143 to 3646 code for a protein of 1167 amino acids.
UCUAUUUUUUUUAAUAUAUAAUCUACAUUUUCAUGUCGUUAAUUUUUUCAUACUUUCCUUAUUUAAGGAAAUAUAUUUUUUCAAAGUAUUAAAAAACAUAUCAAUUUAAUUCUGUUUACGACAUUUCAGAUAAAGAUGGACGAUGGCAGGCCGAGGUAAUGCAAACUCCAAAUCCAAAGAAAAAAUAUGGUCCUUUAAUGUAGCCGACCCAACAUUGCACCCCAACGGAUUCACUAUCUACAAAGUAACAUGUAGGGUCUUCACUAUCAGAUCUCCCGAGAGCCUGACUGAGGUUGUGGCAUGGAAGAGAUACAAUGACUUUAAGCAGCUUUACAAAUCUAUGCUAAGUUUGCAUAAAUCCCUGCACAGAAAGGAUGAGUUCCCCAAAUUUGCAAAACCUCUACUGUUUGGGAGGUUUGAUGAGAUGGUUAUCGAAGAAAGACGUCAAAGUUCCCUGAAGCUGCUGCAGUUCAUAGGAACUCACCACUAUCUCUACAACUCCAAGGACUUCACAGCCUUUCUCAAGGCUUCCAGUGAGGUGAAGACUGGGGCAUCAGGAGAAGUCCUGAAACCAUCUAAACUAGAUAUUCUGGCCGAUGACAAAGCUAUAGGGUCAAAUGAUGGGUCACCAUCCACACCGACCAAUCAGAAUGCUAGGGAGGAAGUAGAUAGUCCCCCCUCUAGUGAAGGAAUGACAGACAAGUCAGAACAAAAUGGAGAAGAUGAACUGGAUGGGGUGUGGAACUUUCCCCAGCUACCAGAUAACAUCAGCCUGAACUCAUAUGAGGACACGGAUGACACAGACCCAGGGGAGGUGGACUCAGCCCUGGGGACCCCCCUCCCUGACACAGAUAUCUCCUUCUUUGACCCCCUGAUGUCUGAGGAUCAGCUAAAGCCCCCGGAGUCCACGAUGAGGACCAGCAACAGCUGGCUCUUUACUGCCAUGAACACCUGUGCAGAGAUGGAAAGUGAGAUAAGUGCAGAUAGUCCAGAGACAAAAACAGAGUCUGAUGCAGGAAUACAGUUAUCAUUUGACAACAUUCAAGAAGAAAAGCAGGACCAGCAAAACAAAUCGGAGGAUGCCUGUCCUGUUGUUACCCCAGCAAUACCUGAUAUAUCUGAAUUUGAUCCAAUUCAUAAAAGACCAAAAAGGGGAUCCAAAGUGGAAUGUGGAAAAGGAGACGUUGACCUAUCAGGGCUCUCUGGAAACAAAUCAACCAAUCAGAGUCCUUCAAAGUCUUCAUUAUUACAAUUAUUACCCAGGAGUCCAUUCAAAGCAAGAAGCUCAACAAUGGAGAGUGUAUCCACCAUGGACCUUGGUGGAAAAGAGGACUACAUCUACGUAGCAGCCAGUCAGAUCUGUCUUGCCCAGGAGUGUGAGGCAAAUGGAAAAUACGACUUGGCCUUCAGUUAUUACAAGACUGGAGUGGGAACUCUUCUAGCUGGUGUACAAGGUGACAAGAACAAAGGAAGGAGAGACGCUGUUCGCAGGAAGACGGCUCAGUAUCUGCUGAAGGCAGAGGACUUGUACAACAGGCACCUGUCUAAAGAGAUCCUGGACGAUAGGAGAUGGGCAACAGAAAACAGUAAAAUUCCUCCUUCAAUGGAUCUGGAUCCAGCAAUUGCCAUGUUGAAAGGAUCUUUAUCUGAAUUGAAGAAUUUCAAGGUGUUGGGUACAAUUGAUAAAGUGCUAUUGGUGAUGGAUAAAACAAGUGAUGAAACUUAUGUCGUCAAGGUGGUUCACAAGGCCAGUUCUUGCAGCAGGAAGUACAAGACCAUCUUCCCGACCAAUUGUCCAUAUAUGGUACAUCUUAACAAAUUUUUUGAGACAGACUACGCCAUUUAUCUCCUUCUCCAGCAUGCAACAGGAGGGAAGCUGUGGAAUUACAUUGGCUCAUAUCUCACAGGGAGACAUGGAUCCAAACAUUUAGGUGAUGUAGAUGAUUCGCAAGUGUGUGGUGGAAAUGUGUAUGCAGGUGUCAAAUUACAUGAAGAUGAUAAUGCUAUCUCAGAUAGCAAAGGGUUGGAUGUGUGUAGUGAAAAAACUACUAGUGUGUCGAAAGUUUUACAUAGCUCAGAAAACUCAGACCUGAAGUUUUUGGCAGAGGGAAGUAAUGUAACCAGUGAUAUUUUAGAUAUUAAUGUUAAAUUUUCUAACAGUAAAUCUGAUAAGAAUGUGAAACAUGUGACUUCAGACGAUGCAGGAUCAUCCCAAAAGAAGCCCAACUACAGUAGAUUUGAGAGUAUUUCCUCAGAGGAGAACUUCAAUGACAGUGAUAUGUCUGAAUUUAGAAAUAAUUCUUAUGAGCAGAGAGACUCCACAUUUCAAGAUUUAUUGAAAAACAACACGACUCAUUUGGAAAACUUUAGCAUUAAUAGUUUUGACAGCACAGACGACCACAGUCGACUCAAUAGCUUUGUGUCGGACCCAGUGUCCACUAUUUUAGAGGAGAGUGAGUUAUCUCCCUCUCACUCUAUUCCAAGAACAGAAUCGGACAAUGUGUUCAGUGAAGAGAGAGCCCUCCCUGAGGAUGCCAAGUCUAUUGUACAGAAUUCUAAGGCAUUGAUUAAAGCUGUGGAAAGGACGUUAUCUCAGUCAGAUGUAGAGAUAAAGAAAGAGAUCUCAAGUGAUUCUGAAGACAGAGAUUCAUGUAAAGAAAUUAGUGAUGGUGUCAGCAGGCAAUCUGAAGUUGUUACAUCAGGGAAUAGCAGUGACACGAUGAUAGAUGAUAGUGAUUCAAAUGAACUUAGUAUUUACGAUAUCCACCGAAACAAAGAGGAAACUAGUUCCUCAGGGUCCAGUGAGGACCAGCUUAAGUGCCAUACCACCGAAGAAAUUGACCCCACCGAGGACUGUGAUAGGAAGGAUACUCUAGUCAGCUCUGCGAUGGAAGACCUGUGUAAAGAUCUUUCUGAGAACGCGAGCAGGAAAUCCUCCAGAUCCUCCACAUUGGUAGAUAAUUCAGAGAGAAAGAACAGUAUUCCCGUAGCUAAGUUGUCCAUAAAGAGAUUAAAUUCCACCGAGCUGUGUCGCUCGGCUACCAUGGAGCACGAACUGACAUCUCCACCCAGAUCUCGCCAGAGGACGGUGUCUGAUGUGUUUAAAGAGCUGGACUCAACGGCCGCUAAAUCGGAACAGAUUCUGAUUCCAGAGGCAUGUAUCAGACACUGGAUGGCGGAGAUAGUGACAGCAAUCUCUAAACUCCACUCGGAGGGAAUCAUAUGCAGGGAUUUAAAGCCGGACAACGUUCUUCUGGGAGAGAGGGGACAUGUCCUAUUGACCUACUUUUGCACCCUGAGCCAGGUUGAGCGGGCUCUCGACCCAGUGGCUGUCGAGGAACUGUUUGUGGCACCAGAGGUGACUGGAGUGGGUGGAUAUAACGAGAGCUGUGAUUGGUGGAGUGUGGGAGCUCUAAUGUACGAGCUGGUUGUGGGCAGGACCCUGAUUAGCUGUCACCCCGGUGGAAUCACCUCCCACUCUCCCAUCUACCUCCCUGACCACAUCUCAAAGGAGGCCCAGGGACUCCUUAAACAGCUGCUGUGUUUUAAUCCACGGGAACGACUAGGCAAUGGUUGGAAUGGUGCAGAGGACAUCAAGUCUCAUCCAUUUUUCCAAGGCAUAAACUGGAACAAUUUAGAAAAUUAAUUAUUGAUCACAAAAAAACAGAUUGUGAUUUUUAUGAAGUGAAGCAACGAGAAACUCGAGAAUACUGCAAUAAAGUUUUUACUAUUUACA